AUGUUCUACGGACAUGAUCCCGUUUUACAAGAAAUCGGACCUUAUACCUAUGCGUAAGUGUUUUUUCUACGAUAUAGCUAUAAAUAUGUGUAACAAAUCGUUCCAGAAUGAUAGAAAGGAAAGAGAAUAUCAAAUAUUUGGAAGACGGCACCUUAGUAUCUUUCCGGAGCAACAAGACGUGGGCUUUUGAUAAACAGAGAUCAUGUACGACUUGUUCGUGUAAUGAUACUGUAUUCUUGCCCAACCCUCUUUUUAUGGUAAGAACGAAUCCUUGAAACUUGCUUAAAUGUAGCCCAGGCUGUCAACUACUACAAAAGAACCGGUCGGAAGACAAAACUGCUCAAAUUCAUUCUUGAUCUGUUUUUCAUUGCUAUGAAAAUUCAGCCAAUCAAGUGAGCUUCCAUUUCAUGAUUGAUAUUGUAGUAUAAGUUACAGAGAAGUAAGUGUAUGUGGAGUUCUGCUCGAUUCAUAUGAAGAUCCAACAUUGGACUUUAUUCAUACUUCUUUUUACCGAAAGUUAAAGAAGAUGUUCAACAUUCAAGCCCCUGAUUUCAAUGAAAUGGGCUACUUCCCAAGGGUUCGUUUUGUCAAAUAAAAUACAAUGUAGCCCGAUAUCUGAAAUGAUUACUUUUCAGUAUAACAAAACAAGCGACGGUGACUUCCUUAUCAAGACGGGAAAAGAUGAUAUCGCAAAGUGAAAGUGAAACUGCUCCCUAUAAUGAAAACAUUGCUUUUAGCAUUGGCCAAAUUGUCGAGUGGAAUAACAUGACAGAACUUCCAUGGCACACUUCUCCCGAGGCGAAUACACUGGCAGGUUCAAGAGGUACACGAACGAUUGAUCUAUAGGUUUACAUCAAACGCUUCUUAUCGCACAGAUGGAAUUAACCAAAAACCGGGAAUCGGGAAGAGUGACAAAUACGAAAUGUUCCAACCAUUGGCGUGCAGGAAGUUUAGUCUUAGUUACUCCGGUCAUGAAGGACACGUGAACGGAAUUCCGACGCUAACCUUCAGUUUUGACGGUGAUAAUUAUGACGGUGUUGCCAAUCCUGGGUACCGGUACGAGAAUUUAGAGAAAGCUGUGAGAAUUUGAAACGAUUUUGAUUGAGGGUUCAGAGAGAUUUUCAGAAUUAUUUCCCAGACUGGCCUUGCGGUCCCAAUCAUACUGUGGAAAUCACGGAAAGGUGCAUAAAUGUCAGCUGUGACGUUUUUGAAAACUGGUGUGAUAAGUGUUGUAAUGGAAGUUUUAUUAACGGAACAUGGGUUCUACCGCCUGGUAUCAUGGCUUUACGCUGUCAGCCAUGUGAGAACUGGAGUAUCUCACUGAAAAACGUGGCGUUUUUGCAGCUCGAAACAUAGUUUUGCCAGUAGGAUUAUUCCUAUCAACUCCUCACUUUUUGUGGUCCCCCGAAUCUGUGCAGAACAGUUUGAAAGGUCUAAAACCUGAUCCAACUAUGCACCAUCCUGGAAUAUUUCACUUGAACUCAGUUUGUAGCAUCUUCACCUAAUUUAACCAAAUAUCUAUCCGUUUUCAGUUUUCCGGACACACUGUCGGAGCAAAUUUCCGUAUCCAAUUCAAUGUUCCAUUGUAUCCGAAUAUUGGAUUUGUUUGGAACAAAUUACCCACAAGGAUAGUUCCGACCGUCUGGUCGGAGCUAGAUGUUGAGGUGUUGGAUUACGCGUUGGAUUACUUUUACUUUUUUGUUGUGGUCAUUCAAAGAGCAGUUUUCAUUAUGUCCAUAGUUUUACUUGUUCUCUCGGUAUCAGAAAAUGUCGUAAAACACUAUCUAAUUCACAUUUCAGGCUCUGCUAACCAUAUUCUUAAUGUACAAGAUGGUGAGUAGCAGGAACAAUUUUACACCAGCUAAAGGAAAACAGGAAGUGUAUUCGAACAACAAUUGCAGAUUGUGA
Caenorhabditis sp. 36 PRJEB53466 is the source of this 1908-nucleotide messenger RNA. NCBI's taxonomy places the organism in Eukaryota, Metazoa, Nematoda, Chromadorea, Rhabditida, Rhabditidae. The record is from the annotation of a GenBank genome assembly.